AGUGUAGUUUCUCUCAUAUUUUCCAGUGUCUGUGGUGUAAACCCCGUGUGACGUGGCGCGCUGUGAUUGGCUGAGCGUGUGCGCGGGGGGCCUCUGGAUAAACGUGCACACAAGAGCCUCUUUUCACAGUUUAAGUCAGAGCUCAGAUUGACGACAGCGUGUUUGAGUCUGCAUCAUGACCUCAGACCUGACGGCAGAGCUGGAGCUGGAGCUGGGGGACUUGUUGCAGGAGUUCCAGGAGGUGGUGGAGGUUCUUAAAGCUCCGUCUCAGACCAGAGCUCAGUCCUAUCACCACGUCCUGCAGGAAGCAAAGGGCAGGGCAGGGCAGUGUGAUGACAGUGGAGUGGAAGACUUCGACAGUAGCAGCGAGGCGUCUUUUGGAAACAGUCUGAACAGCAGUGAGGAGGAGCUGAACACAGCAGGUCUAAUGCAGACAGCCAAAGCCAAGAUGGGAGACACGAGGGAGCUGGAGAGUUUUAUCGACAUGUUGGAUCGAGAACUUGCUGAAAUGUAAAAAGGACUAAGACGAGCCGACCGGACCAGGGGAGACGUGAGCUGCAGAGCCGUGCGUCCAACCACAAGAGCAACACUUUUACUCUCUGCAGUGAUGUUGACCUCAUUUACAAAAUAAAAACAGGACAUCAUAUUUUAAAGAAACUGCAGGCGGCGGGUCACUGCCGUCUGGUCUCACAAAAACAGAGGAAAAAUGAGAAAUAUUUCAAUUUUAUUUCAAAAGACUUUUAAUUUUCAUUUGGACAUUUUCUGCCCCGUGGGCUCAGGUUCACUGUAUCAUAUGUU
This is a messenger RNA of Periophthalmus magnuspinnatus, 798 nucleotides long. Its product is annotated as regulator of cell cycle RGCC-like. The record is from RefSeq and is a predicted model, not a curated record. Bases 176 to 514 code for a protein of 112 amino acids. The transcript has 5 exons. NCBI's taxonomy places the organism in Eukaryota, Metazoa, Chordata, Actinopteri, Gobiiformes, Gobiidae. Gene Ontology annotation, biological process: regulation of cell cycle.